AUGCAAGAACUCUAUGACAUUUCAGACAUAUCCAAUUUAUUAAAAGAAACAAAUAACAAAUCUUUUGAUAUAAUAGCACAAAAAAAUAAAUAUACAUUAUACAAUUUUCCUUCUUCAUCUAAUUUACAACAAAAAACAGUUACUUAUACAUCAAAUGGUAUUAAAGAUUUAGUACCAGAUGACGGUUAUGAUGGAAUAUCACAAGCUAAAAUUAACAUUGUUGUACCACAACAAACAUUACAAGAAAAAACAGUUACUUACACAACAAGAGGAACACAAACACUAAUACCAGAUACAAAUUAUGAUGGAAUAUCUAAAGCAACGAUUAAUAUAAAUGUACCAGAACCAGUAUUCAAUGAAAUAAUAGCAAAUAUAUUAGACAAUGGAACAUAUGAAUACACUCCAAAUCCUUCAACUGACGGAAUUUCAAAAGUAACAGUAAACGUAAAUGUUUUACAAUAUUUUAUUGACAAACUAAAUUGUUAUUAUUUAAAUGUUUCACACAUACAAAAUUUAAGAGAAUUAUCAACAAUUAUUGUUUAUGGACCAACAGCAGAAGCCGAUAUCAGUUGGACAAAUAGAUGGGGAAGAUUUAUAGGAUAUUCAGACACUGCUUCAAUAACAUUAUCUUCAUCAUGGCCAUUUUUAAUAAUGUGGAAAGGAUCAGACAAUGAAGCAUACAUUCAAUUGCAACGUUCAACAUCAAUUCCAAUACGUAACGGAGUACUUACAUGGGUUCAUGUAUUAGAAGAAGACACUUCAACAGUUAUAUUACGUUGUAUGGACUCAACAAAAAAUGACAGAGCUUUAUUCGUUUCAUAUGUAGAAGAAUUUUCAGAACCAAGAGAUUUCAUAGAUUUAUACUUCUUCUAUCACACAAUAUUUAAUUAA
Messenger RNA from Entamoeba dispar SAW760, 891 nucleotides. RefSeq lists its product as uncharacterized. The coding region runs from base 1 to 891 and encodes 296 amino acids. The record is from RefSeq and is a predicted model, not a curated record. Lineage: Eukaryota; Evosea; Mastigamoebida; Endamoebidae. The transcript has a single exon.